This is a messenger RNA of Carlito syrichta (Philippine tarsier), 1692 nucleotides long. It is a transcript of the gene CPB1, whose product is annotated as carboxypeptidase B1. NCBI's taxonomy places the organism in Eukaryota, Metazoa, Chordata, Mammalia, Primates, Tarsiidae. Gene Ontology annotation, biological process: proteolysis. The coding region runs from base 258 to 1511 and encodes 417 amino acids. Gene Ontology annotation, molecular function: metallocarboxypeptidase activity; zinc ion binding. The transcript has 12 exons. The record is from RefSeq and is a predicted model, not a curated record.
GAGCCUGAUUUGGACCUUAAAAAUUUAGUGGCAACAACAAAUAAGCAUAGGCCUGGAACAUCCAUCACCUCUUAGGCAAAACAAGGCAGGUGUUGAGAAAGAUAUCCUCUCAGAAUUUGCACAGCUACCCAGGCAACAAUUCCAAGAAAACUAUUAAUCGAGAUAUGAUAGAGCUUAUUUGCCAUCAGGAGAAGAUAAAAGAACACUCUGGAUUAUAAAAGCAGAUGAGACCCACCCGCUAGACCUGGUCAGACACCAUGUUGGCGUUCCUGGUUCUGGUGACAGUGGCCCUGGCAUCUGCUCAUCAUGGUGGUGAGCAUUUUGAAGGCGAGAAGGUGUUCCGUGUCAAUGUUGAAGAUGAAAAUCACGUCAACGUAAUUCAUGAGUUGGCCAGGAACACCCAGCUUGACUUCUGGAAACCAGAUUCCGUCACACAAAUCAAACUUCAUAGUACCGUUGACUUCCGUGUUAAAGCAGAAGAUAUUGUCACUGUGGAGAAUGUUCUAAAGCAGAAUGAACUACAAUAUGAGGUGUUGAUAAACAACGUGAGACGCGUGCUGGAGACUCAGUUUGACAAUAGAGUCCGCGCAUCGGGACACAGCUAUGAGAAGUACAACAACUGGGAAACGAUAGAGGCUUGGACUCAACAAGUCGCCACGGAGAAUCCAGACCUCAUCUCUCGCAGUGUUAUCGGAACCACAUUUGAGGGACGUGCUAUGUACCUCCUCAAGGUUGGCAAAGCUGGACCAAAUAAGCCUGCCAUCUUCAUGGACUGUGGCUUCCAUGCCAGGGAGUGGAUUUCUCCUGCAUUUUGCCAGUGGUUUGUGAGAGAGUCUGUCCGGACCUAUGGACGUGAGAUCCACAUGACGGAGCUUCUUGACAAGUUAGACUUCUAUGUCCUGCCUGUGCUGAAUAUUGACGGCUACAUCUACACCUGGACCAAGAACCGAAUGUGGAGAAAGACCCGCUCCACCCAUGCCGGAUCUAGCUGUAUUGGCACAGACCCCAACAGAAAUUUUGAUGCUGGCUGGUGUGAAAUCGGAGCCUCUAGAAGCCCUUGUGAUGACACUUACUGUGGACCUGCCGCCGAGUCUGAAACAGAGACCAAGGCACUGGCUGAUUUCAUCCGUGACAACCUCUCUUCCAUCAAGGCCUAUCUGACUAUCCACUCGUACUCUCAGAUGAUGCUCUACCCUUACUCCUAUGAUUACAAACUGGCUGAGAACAACGUCGAGUUGAAUGCCCUGGCUAAAGCAACUGUGAAGGAACUUGCCUCACUGCAUGGUACCAAGUACACAUAUGGCCCAGGAGCUACAACAAUCUAUCCUGCUGCUGGAGGUUCUGACGACUGGGCUUAUGACCAAGGAAUCAAAUAUUCCUUCACCUUUGAACUCCGGGACAAAGGCAGAUAUGGCUUUCUCCUCCCUGAGUCCAAGAUCCGGGCCACUUGUGAGGAGACCAUGCUGGCGAUCAAGUACAUCGCCAACUAUGUCCUGGAACACCUGUACUAGUCGAAAGCUGAGAGUCAUAUAUCAAAAUGCUCACUUUUCCCUGCUUGUCAAUCUUGAAUUCUUAUUUUUGUUUGCCUGGAUGUCUUAUGGAUCCCAAUCUUUCUUUUAAGCUUCUGGGUCUAUUAAACUAAGUGAAUCUUUUUCAUAUUGAUCGUAAUAAAAGUGUAUCAUAACUAGAAAA